UGGUCGCGUGAUGACGCAACAGUGCUUACCGUUCAAUCGACGUCAGAUCAUUGUCACGGCAACAUAUUUCGCUGCCCAUCUGGCAAAAGCGUCGAAUCCCGACGAAAUCACUCAGUUCCCUAUGAGUACUCCAAUGGACGUCGACCCAAAAUACGGAGCUGCUAGAGACCAGCCGCUCAACACUCGUAUUAUCCAGGCGAUCAAUCAUUACAGAACUACAAAUCCUGGCACAUUCGGACAAAGACUUCAAGCUGCACGUCUGGAACCAAUCAUAUUAUUGGAACUCAUGCUCUUAACAUAUUUACCCACCGGUACCGAAGCUCCCGAUAGGGACACAUGUGUUGGAUACAUUGAGGGCAACCCAAAUUUAUGGGCCAAGCUUGUUGCAGCAUACGGCUGCAAGUCUUUCUCAAAGUUGUUCAACCUUGUCGAUAUGCCCUUCUUAAGGGGCCUUACCAAUCAGGAGAUCGGCAGGUUUCCGGGGAGUCUUAGUGUUUAUGCCCUUCAAUCAGCGUUUGAAGAACCCUACCAGGGAGAGACGCCCCAGCUACUCGUCAAUAUAUUGAAUGACUAUUGGCGGUCAUGCGAGAGACCAUACAGUUGGUCUCUGCCAGUCAUCCAAUCUUCGGGUAUGGGGAAAUCCAGAAUGGUCUCGGAAGCUGCCCUUUCCGUAUUUACGAUCCCAAUCAAUAUCCGCGAGGAGCUUGGCGAUGGUAUUCAAGCCUAUCCUCCUCCAGACAAGAAGUUUCGCGAUUAUUUUCGAGGACAUCAGAUGAAAAGCGAUCUUCGCUUACAGGCAGAGUAUGCAAUUAUAUUGAGCCUGUUAUUCACAAAGGCCACCGCACUCCUUGAGAAAUCCAUCUUCGAACCAGGAGCAGCGCUAGCAUGGCAAUGGGCUAAUUAUCUCAACGAAGGACGGACCGAUAGGGAAGUUGGUACGAACAGGAAGGAGUUCUUGGAUUCUGUGGUGGAUCGGGCAAUGAAGAUCCGGUCGGGGCUAGAUGCAGAAGUCCAAAAGAAACUGGUCCUCUGCAUAGCUGAAAUGAAGGAGUCAUGCCGCAUCCUUGUCAGGACCAUCUCUGGUAAUGAUCAGAGAACAGAAGAAGUCAAAUGCGUCGUUUACUUUGAUGAAGCCCACCAGCUUACUGAAUCCAUCCUACUGGAGAUGCAGAAUCGGACACGCCGUCACUCACCCUAUCAGAACCUUGGCAAAGUGCUGUCUGAGCUGACAGAAUUCCCCGUUUUUUUCGUUUUUCUAUCUACAAGUUCCGGUCUCCAGAAAUUCGCUCCCAUGUGCAUCAGCCAUCCAUCAGUUCGCAUUUCUCAUGGCCCCUGCCCCUUCCCUCCUUUCACUGAGCUGCCAUUCGACAUAUUUGUGGACAAAGUAUUUCAAUCUUUGAAAUGCCAGAAUAAAAGUUGCAGCCUUGAAAACAUGGGCCAAACGGAUGUGAUGGCUGGGUUCGGACGUGGCCUAUGGUAUGUCCACCACAAAAACUCGGUGGAGAGUGGAGGAUUGCCUGUUAUAUCAUUGGCCAGAGACAAAUUGGUUGCACAAGGGGACCAAGCAAGAAUGUUCCACUCUCUCAUUGCCGCUCUGGGGGUUCGCAUUGGGAUAACCUUUGACCAUACAACUCAAGCCUCCAUGACUAUGGAAUCAGAACUUGUUGAGUCACACAUGCGUGUUGUUUAUGCCAUCCCCAAGCAUUGCGAGUUUAUGCAUACUGGAUCACCCUCUGAACCUAUACUCGCAGAGGCUGCAGCAAGGCACCUGAAUUACCCUUUUGAUCAUGGUGGAAUAGAACAGCAUGGUCCAGAAAUUCUAGCUCAGGCUUUCAAAAAAGGACUGCUUGCAAAGGGAGAGCAUGGGGAACUCUGUGGUCGGCUUCUUGUGACCAUUGCACAUGAUGUUGCCUUGAAACGGCAACACUCUCAAUCAAGAGCAAUUGGCAACCACCCUUCCAACCCAUAUUUUCAUCAACCUGUCCAUGUCCUCAGCUUUCUCCAAGCUCUAUUUACAGAUGACAUCUUCCAUGACAUCAUAUUGGGUGCCCACUCAGUGACAGCCAAGGCUGAUGUGCCCACCUUAGGAACAGCAUUUGCAGAGUCUUAUAUCUUCUUUUCCCAUUUUGCCCUGGCAGAAGAUUCUGAAAUGCUGUCUGCUCCAAACCUGGCAGUAGCUCUGCUGCGUGGCAUGGCUCUCCAAGCCAAAGACAAUCAGAAUUUGAUUGAUGCUGUUAUUCCUGUUCAUAUGGGUCCACUGGCUGCAUCCAUCUUACCAAAGUCAACAUCAGCAAUCAACUUGCAAUUCAAGAAUCGCAAAAAGACUGGACCCUGCCACAUUUCUCGCCAGGUCACUAUUCCAGAUGAAAAGAUGCCAGUAAUAUCAAUCAUUUUUGAGCUCGGAGAUGAGCAAGUAGGGAAUGAUGGGCUUGUGGCUGUUGCUGAAGCAAGAAAUUGUGAGACUUAUGGCUCUGUGGACAAAACACACUGGGAAGACCACCACUAUGAAAUUGUUGCUCAUGGCUGCACUUCAAAGACAUUUGUGGCAGUUUUGCCAGCUGUUGAGCCCUAUUACCAGCAUAUUCUUGCAGAUCACACCAUCAUUCAGGACUUUCCUCGGGCAGAGAGCAGGCAGAGUUUGCAUGCCCUUCAGAACUUAAAACCAUUUUUUAAUGGUGCUCAAGAAUCAGCAGAAUGGUCAAAGUGGUUGCCCAAGUAGAUUGGGAGGGAUUUAGGAUAGGGAUGGUAGAUUGAUUGUAAAGAUGGAGUGUUACAGAAAUGUGUUCUUAUGGAUGACUCAGGCUCAUCUGCCUCAUGUACAUAGGGUGGUUCAGUUACUGAAACCAUAAUUGAUCUGUCUGAGUGUGUCAUAUCCCGGAUCUUCC
Cantharellus anzutake is the source of this 2885-nucleotide messenger RNA. RefSeq lists its product as uncharacterized. The transcript is spliced from 6 exons. Lineage: Eukaryota; Fungi; Basidiomycota; Agaricomycetes; Cantharellales; Hydnaceae. The coding region runs from base 11 to 2719 and encodes 902 amino acids. The record is from RefSeq and is a predicted model, not a curated record.